UCGGCGAGAGAGCACGAAGUAUUUGCCCCACGCAGGAACGGCAAUUUUCCCUUGCUCGCUCCUAGAGAAGCCAGCCAGGAGCUGUGGGAGGAACCGCCCUCAGUAAAGAUGACCGCAGUCACUGUUAUCUAAACGCAAGUGAAGCCGAGUCACAGGACCCGGAUGUUGUCGGUUCGACGGUAAACGACCCUGCCAGCUUCCAAGAGGGCGGCUUCACUGUGCGAAUAGGUGAGAAGCCAACAAGGAGGCGCGCUGGAGUUACUUCCGCCCGGUUCUCCUUCCCGCAGUCUGCAGCCGGAGUAAGAUGGCGGCGCUGAGGGCUUUGGGCGGCCUCCGGGGCGUCGCGGCCCAGGUGCUGCGGCCUGGGGCUGGAGUCCGAUUGCCGAUUCAGCCCAGCAGAGGUGUUCGGCAGUGGCAGCCAGAUGUGGAAUGGGCACAGCAGUUUGGGGGAGCUGUUAUGUACCCAAGCAAAGAAACAGCCCACUGGAAGCCUCCACCUUGGAAUGAUGUGGAACCUCCAAAGGACACAAUUGUGAAGAACAUGACCCUGAACUUUGGGCCCCAACACCCAGCAGCGCAUGGUGUCCUGCGACUAGUGAUGGAAUUGAGUGGGGAGAUGGUGCGGAAGUGUGAUCCUCACAUCGGGCUCCUUCACCGAGGCACUGAGAAGCUCAUUGAAUACAAGACCUAUCUUCAGGCCCUUCCAUACUUUGACCGGCUAGACUAUGUGUCCAUGAUGUGUAACGAACAGGCCUAUUCUCUAGCUGUGGAGAAGCUGCUAAACAUCCGGCCUCCUCCUCGGGCACAGUGGAUCCGAGUGCUGUUUGGAGAAAUCACACGGCUGUUGAACCACAUCAUGGCUGUGACCACACAUGCCCUGGACCUUGGGGCCAUGACCCCUUUCUUCUGGCUGUUUGAAGAAAGGGAGAAGAUGUUUGAGUUCUACGAGCGAGUGUCUGGAGCCCGGAUGCAUGCUGCUUAUAUCCGGCCAGGAGGAGUGCACCAGGACCUACCCCUUGGGCUUAUGGAUGACAUUUAUCAGUUUUCUAAGAACUUCUCUCUUCGGCUUGAUGAGUUGGAGGAGUUGCUGACCAACAAUAGGAUCUGGCGAAAUCGGACAAUUGACAUUGGGGUUGUAACAGCAGAAGAAGCACUUAACUAUGGUUUUAGUGGAGUGAUGCUUCGGGGCUCAGGCAUCCAGUGGGACCUGCGGAAGACCCAGCCCUAUGAUGUUUACGACCAGGUUGAGUUUGAUGUUCCUGUUGGUUCUCGAGGGGACUGCUAUGAUAGGUACCUGUGCCGGGUGGAGGAGAUGCGCCAGUCCCUGAGAAUUAUCGCACAGUGUCUAAACAAGAUGCCUCCUGGGGAGAUCAAGGUUGAUGAUGCCAAAGUGUCUCCACCUAAGCGAGCAGAGAUGAAGGGAGAGUUUGGGGUGUACCUGGUGUCUGAUGGCAGCAGCCGCCCUUAUCGAUGCAAGAUCAAGGCUCCUGGUUUUGCCCAUCUGGUAAGAAUCAAUCCCAGUAACUAUAACUCCAAUGAAUUAAACCUGACCUUGGUUGAGGUUUUUAUGAACUCUUCUUUCUCCUCCCACCUCGGAAGUCUUACCUAACAUUGUUGCCAUCUCAAUCUCUCUAGGCUAGUUUGGACAAGAUGUCUAAGGGACACAUGUUGGCAGAUGUCGUUGCCAUCAUAGGUACGAGGCCUAUUGUGUAGUAGAGGUAUCCUAGACAAAGGAGUUCGGGACGCCCACUGGGGACAGAAAGAGAACACUUCCUGUUCACCAUAGGCCAUGGCAUGGACUCGGGUCCUCAAUCUUUUGAGCACAGUAAUGGGUUCUGGAUCUUGGGUAACACCACUUUUUUUGUUUGUUUGUUUUGCCUCACAACAGGAAGAUAAAGUAACACCACUUUUUUCCUCCAUCCUCUCACCUAGGUACCCAAGAUAUUGUAUUUGGAGAAGUAGAUCGGUGAGCAGGGGAGCAGCGUUUGAUCCCCCCUGCCUAUCAGCUUCUUCUGUGGAGCCUGUCCCUCACUGGAAAUUGGCCUCUGUGUGUGUGUGUGUGUGUGUGUGUGUGUGUACACGUUCAUGUACACUUGGCUGUCAGGCUUUCUGUGCAUGUACUAAAAAAGGAGAAAUUACAAUAAAUUAGCCGCUUUGCGGCCCCUAGGCCUAAA
Molecule: messenger RNA, 2174 nt
Organism: Pongo pygmaeus (Bornean orangutan)
Lineage: Eukaryota; Metazoa; Chordata; Mammalia; Primates; Hominidae
Gene: NDUFS2
Product: NADH:ubiquinone oxidoreductase core subunit S2
Exons: 11
Coding region: 305-1609 (434 amino acids)
Biological process (GO): mitochondrial electron transport, NADH to ubiquinone
Cellular component (GO): respiratory chain complex I
Molecular function (GO): quinone binding; NAD binding; oxidoreductase activity, acting on NAD(P)H
Source: RefSeq, a predicted model, not a curated record